AUGACUUCUCAAUCACGUCUUUUUCAGCCUCUCAAGAUAGGCGACAUGGAGAUCCAACAUCGUAUCGGUAUGGCUCCACUUACUCGUCUCCGCGCAACACACGACCGAGUACCGACAUCAUUGAUGAAGGAGUACUACAGUCAACGGUCUGCAGUGCCCGGAACCCUGCUCAUCGCCGAAGGAACCUUCAUAUCCGCAACUUGCGGUGGUUUCCCUUAUGCACCAGGAAUUUGGCGUGAAGAUCAAGUCGCCGCUUGGAAAACCAUCACUGAUGAAGUCCACAGUCGUGGAUGCUUCAUAUUCUGUCAACUAUUCGCAAUGGGCCGUGCUGCAGAUGUCGAAUUAGCCCGUGAAGAAGGUGCUUCAAUCCUAGCACCUAGUGCCAUUCCAAUAGAUGAAGGCGCUGCAGUGCCCCAAGCUAUGACACUCGAAGAGAUCCAUCAAACGGUCCAAGAUUUUGUGAAAGCUUCAAAGAAUGCCAUUCGCGCUGGCUUUGACGGUGUUGAAAUACAUGGUGCUAAUGGAUACCUCCUGGACCAAUUCAUUCAAGAUGUCAGCAACAAUCGUCAGGACGACUAUGGAGGCAAUGUGGAAAAUAGAUCUCGUCUUCUCGAUGAAGUUAUUAAAGCUGUUGUCGACACUAUUGGUCCCAAGCGCGUCGGGCUUCGUCUAAGCCCGUGGAGUACAUUCCAAGGGAUGAGGAUGGUUGAUCCGAUCCCGCAAUUUACAGACGUCAUCAAGAAAGCAAGCCAGUCGGAUAUCACAUACCUUCAUCUCGUCGAGUCCCGGAUAUCGGGUGCUACAGAUUUCGAGGCCCAUGAUUGCUUGGAUUUUGCAUACGAGCUCUGGAAUGGUCCUCUUCUUGUCGCUGGCGGGUAUACCCCCCUGGAGGCGCGCAACCUUGUGGAUGAAAAGUAUCCGGCAAGAGACAUUUUAGUCAUAUUUGGUCGGUUUUUCAUAUCCAAUCCAGACCUCAUUUAUAGAGUGAGGGAGGGUCUGAAGCUGAGCCCAUACAACAGGGAAACUUUCUAUGUUGUUCAAUCUCCAGAGGGCUAUUUGGAUUAUCCCUCGAGCGAGGAAUAUCUGCUGGAAGGGUCCCGCUGA
This is a messenger RNA of Penicillium daleae, 1104 nucleotides long. Its product is annotated as alkene reductase. Gene Ontology annotation, molecular function: FMN binding; NADPH dehydrogenase activity. The transcript has a single exon. Lineage: Eukaryota; Fungi; Ascomycota; Eurotiomycetes; Eurotiales; Aspergillaceae. The record is from RefSeq and is a predicted model, not a curated record. The coding region runs from base 1 to 1104 and encodes 367 amino acids.